Molecule: messenger RNA, 2760 nt
Organism: Ficedula albicollis (Collared flycatcher)
Lineage: Eukaryota; Metazoa; Chordata; Aves; Passeriformes; Muscicapidae
Gene: FBXO43
Product: F-box protein 43
Exons: 6
Coding region: 614-2641 (675 amino acids)
Biological process (GO): regulation of mitotic nuclear division; negative regulation of meiotic nuclear division
Cellular component (GO): nucleus
Molecular function (GO): zinc ion binding
Source: RefSeq, a predicted model, not a curated record
GCAGGGGCAGGAACGACUCAGGGGCGCUUUAACAGCGGGCUGGGUGCGGCGGGGGCCGCGGGGCUGAAGUAUCAAGCGUGAGGAGCGGGGCGAGCCUCGCCGGUGCUCCCUCACGUCCCCGAGGAGCGGGCAGGGCGCUCCCGGUCUCCUCAGGCUCCCGGCCGGGGCCGAGCGCGGAGGGGGCGGGGAGGCAGCGGUUGGUGAGGGCGGGUAGUUCAAACCCGAGCGAGGGAAAGCGGCGGCGGCCGCACGCGAGGGGCCGGUGUGGGUGGGGACAGGCGAAGCGGCUCCUCGCCAAGGGCAACGGGCCGGGGCCGGGCGGCGAGAGCUGCUGGAGCUGCUCCAGCCCGCCUUCACUCCUGCUCCUCGCCUUCAGCCCUGCUCGGGGUGCCCGCCGCCGCCUCAGCCGCGCCCGUGCUAGGGCGGCCUCCAGGCUCCGCUCUGCGCCCGCCCCCUCGCCAGACGAGAGGGCGAAGCGGUUGCGUUGCUCGUGUCCGGCAUCCCAGGUGUCUGAGGGACCUCCGGGUGCUGGUCCUCAGCUAAUCUCAGUUAUCGCCAUCGCUGGAAACAACAGUGGUAUCUUCAUCUACAAAGUCGAAGUGUCAAGCAGAAGAUGUCAGACAGUAAUCCAGUGAGGUUCAAUAGUCUUAAAAUAAAUAGAUUAACACCCUCCAGGGGCAACUUUAAACGCUCUAAUUUUAAAGACACGUGUUGCCGUUCAGCAUUUUUGGACAGCAGAUGCAAUGAGUCUGUAAAAGAUCCUGAUGCAGAACAUGAAGAAGUACCGAGUGUAACAAGUGUAUCAUUGCUACAGGAGCAUUCUGAGCACAUCCAUCCAAGGAACUUCUUUCCCAGGUCACCAUCUAUUGAAAAAGAAUUGAAUUCUAUCUCCUUAUCAGAAGAAAGAGAACCAAAUAGGAGUGCAGGUUUUUUUGAAACUCCUAAAUCAAGUAGAAAAGGCUCCUCACUAUGCAGGAGGCUUCUUUUACCCAAGAGUGGUGAAGCUGGCACAGCUGUAAGAUGCUGUGACAGACAACCUAGUUCUUCAGGAAGCAUCAGGAAAAAAAUAUUCUCUUGUGUUCUGAGCUCUGAUGAAAAGCUUUCACAAACUGCUGCAGAUUCUCCAAAAGAUAAAGGUUACAAACCUCUGACAGCUAGCACUUCAGAACCUGAGGACUCUAAUCCUGAUUCUCCAAGACGGAGACUUUCCUUUUCACAACAAAGGACUUCUACUCUAGAUGAGUCCCAGUGUAAGGACCCCUUAUUGUUAGAAUCAGAAAAUUUAUCUCCAAUUCAGUGGAAGGAUGUCACUGCUAGUAACAGUAGUACUGCUAGUAACGAAUGUAAUGCAAGUGUUCUUGUGAGUGUUAGAGAUAGGGUGCUUAGGACUCCUACAUACAAUGUGUUACCUGAAGCCAGUGAGGGUAAAUUCCUGACUUCUAUCACCAGUCCUGUAGAGAACUUGAACUUUGGACUGUGUGAUAUAAACUCUCCCCCUGUUAAGGUAGCAAAUUACCCAGAUCUCUCAACGCCUGAGGAUAGCGGAUAUAAUUCACUUCCUUUGGACAAAUCGGGAGACUCAUUGUCUGAUUAUGAGGGAUCUUUCCAAGAGCUCCUCCAAAAGCACAAAGAGGAUUCCAAAACUUUAGACAGUAAAAGAAAGACAAGAAAACUUGAGCGAGUCAGAAGGUUAUCCACUCUUCGGGAACUAGGCUCCCAGUCAGAGACAGAAGAUAAUCAUGGCAGUCCUACUUCAAUGCAUGUAUUAACAAAAGAAAGAAACUUUGUCAGUGAAGAUCAUGAUUUAGUUCUAAAAGAACAGCCUGCUGGAGACCUGGUUGUAAGUCAUGGAGAUCUCUCAAGAACUCCAGCUCUAAAAAUUGUUCAUGAAAUUUGCUUGCAAAGACAAAGAUCACAGCAAAAACAAAUCUCAGAGAAUAUUGAUGGAAAAGAAAUAUUUGCAUUAGAUCCUGUUCUUCCUGGACUUAUUGGCAAGAAAAUGGGCCUUGAAAAAUUAGAUAUUUUAACGGAAUUGAAAGAUAGAAAUUUAAAACAUGUUCUUGCUAUAGUUUUAGAUGCUUUGACAGUGGAAAGUCUCUGCAGCAUUUGGAAAGUAAGCAAAAGCUGGCGUGAAAUCAUUGUACAAGACAGAAGUUCAGAUCAGAGGAGAAAGUUGUACACAAAACAGAUGAAAGAAGCAGCUCGGGAAUAUUUAUUGAAAACUGAAGAUGCUGCUACAAGACUUAACAUUCUCAAUAGAUCUGCUCUAAGGCCUGUUCAAGCUCAAGCCAGAACUCCUGUUUUACAGACACCACCUUCACACAGUGAACUUACACCUAGGAGAUGCAGUUCUCUUCCCCACUCAUCUAGUAGGCAGGAAGAAUACAUGAAAGUUGCUAAAACUCUGUUCACUGAUGAAGCUCUAAAACCUUGUCCAAGAUGUCAAUAUCCUGCUAAAUAUCAAUUGGUAAAGAAACGAGGACUAUGUAGCAGGGAAGCAUGUGCAUUUGAGUUCUGUAUUUUAUGUCUGCAUGCAUUCCAUGGGUCAAAAGAAUGUAAUAGUUUAUCUGCAAAACGGAAGAAUAAAAAAGAUGCUCCACCAGGAAGUGCCCAAAGCAAAAGAAAUUUAAAAAGACUCUAAAUUUUUAAGGCAUUCUUACAUUUAAUUCCUUUUACCCUCCCCCUUAAUUCCUGAUCUUGUUCCUGUUCUUCCUAAAAGGAUGCAUUUUGAAGCAUCCCAUUUGUUCUUGCUGAUUUACC